Molecule: messenger RNA, 1716 nt
Organism: Stereum hirsutum FP-91666 SS1
Lineage: Eukaryota; Fungi; Basidiomycota; Agaricomycetes; Russulales; Stereaceae
Product: SET domain-containing protein
Exons: 9
Coding region: 1-1716 (571 amino acids)
Molecular function (GO): protein binding
Source: RefSeq, a predicted model, not a curated record
AUGAAGCGCGGAUUUCUCAACAAUAAGAAGGGCAAACAAACUAUCGACGCCUCUCCUAAGGUCAAUGCCGGAACCAAAUCCAACAAAAGGGGCGAACAAGCUAUCGACACCUCUCCUCAGGUCGAUACCGAACCCAAACCCAACACGAAGAACUUGACGCUUCCGCACGUCUCUCCAGAGCUUCUGAAGCAAACCGAAUGGAACGAUGAACCUGCUGGUUCCCUCGCUGACCUUUCUUCCGCUAUUACAGCCUCUCUGGAGGUCAAUACCGAUCCCAACACGAAGAACUUGACACUCUCGCAUGUCUCUCCAGAGCUUCUGAAGCAAAUCGAACUGAACGACAAACCUACUGGUCCCAAAGAGGAAUUCAAUCCCGUGGAUGCACGCAAAGUCACCGACUGGAAGAUGCGGACUGCUGAAGGCAAUGGAUCUAACUCGUUCUUCAGGAUGCCGUACGGUACUCAGCACAGCCUAGCAGGCGAGCUUCCCGAGGGCUACAGGCUUCCAUAUGUACAUGACGUGCGGUCCUUCAUGGAAGGCGACCAUGCGCUCAUUGGAAACAAAAGAAGCGAUGCGUCUUCAAAGAUCAUGUUCUUCACCACCCAACCUCAACCUCCCAGCCCCGGGAACGGAAACGAAAACACUCUCGACGACAGAUCGGAUGCCAACGACCGGUCAGAAUGCUACCUCUCCGACACGGACAAGCGUGCCCUCCUCGCUAUCAAGGGAUACCCGCAGCCCCUUCGCCCAAAUCCUUCCUCUAAAUCUCUAGCGUAUCGCAUCAGCCCCGCUGGCGAUCAUGGCAUGGGUAUGUUUGCGCGCCGUACGAUCCGGCAUGGAGAAUACAUCUGUACCGAGAGGCCGCUUCUCGUCAUGCCUAGUGCGAAUGGUAUCAUGGGUAACGUUUCGCCGGAAUUGGAUGCAAACAUGGCGUACGAGGAAAUGCAACGGAUCUUUCUGGCGGAGCUGGAGCAGGCGUUGGAGACUCUUUUGAAGCGCAUGACGCCGCAGCAGCAGACGGAAUAUUUAUCUUUGGCUAACUAUCAUGUCAAUGAUAGUAGCGGGCCCCUUACCGGCAGGCUGAGAACGAAUGGUUUGGGACUCGGCUCUGAGUUCCAGCACGGUUACAGCAAGUCAAAGACGGUCCCCUUCACUGGUGUCCCAUUCAACAUAAGCCGCGUGAACCACAGCUGUCACCCGAACGCCACCUGGAGCUUCGAUCUCCCGUCCUUCUCAUUCCACCUCCGAGCCGUCCGCCAAAUCGAAGAAGACGAAGAAAUCUGCAUCUCAUACAUCUACACCACAUCCGCCACCGCCGAACGUCAAGACCAUCUGGCCCCCUACGGAUUCCAAUGCACCUGUCUCUCCUGCCUGGACCCCGAAUCUGACAAUCGCCGUGCAAAAAUCCACCCUCCCCGCUUCGAGGUAUACGACCCUUCCAUCUCACGGCGGCCGCCUAUAAACCAAGAUCCCACGAAACAUAUGGAUCUGCUGAGACCGCAUCUCGAGAGCAAUAUCAAGGAGAGUUUGGAGCAGCUUGCGUUGAUCGAGAAGGAGGGGAUGUGGGAGCGUAAGGAGCAUAGGCAGUAUACUCGCCUUGUGGCGUAUAUGUAUGAGCUGUUGGGGGACACGGUGUUGUCCGAGUAUUAUAACUCGAAGAUGCCGGACGAGAAGGAGGGGUUCGACGGUGAGGAUUUCGAGGUGCGGUUUAGAUGA